Messenger RNA from Penicillium soppii, 1968 nucleotides. Its product is annotated as serine/threonine-protein kinase. Gene Ontology annotation, molecular function: ATP binding; protein serine/threonine kinase activity; tau-protein kinase activity. The transcript has a single exon. Gene Ontology annotation, biological process: intracellular signal transduction; protein phosphorylation; microtubule cytoskeleton organization. Gene Ontology annotation, cellular component: cytoplasm. The record is from RefSeq and is a predicted model, not a curated record. The coding region runs from base 1 to 1968 and encodes 655 amino acids. NCBI's taxonomy places the organism in Eukaryota, Fungi, Ascomycota, Eurotiomycetes, Eurotiales, Aspergillaceae.
AUGGCGCAUAGCGAGAGGGCCGGGUUGGCUAGCGGAUUGGCAGCAUUGAGGAUUGAAACUUCGUUUGAACGCGACAAGCGAUGGGCAAAUGAAAGUGGAAGGAGAGCGACAACAGCGGGCGAUGGUAUCGAGAGCGAACAUACCAAUAAAUCUGAUGAUUAUGCGCGUCGCCGCGAUACUGAUGAAGACCACAGUUUGUUAAGUGAUCUACACUCAGCGACUCCUCCCAUUUCCGUCCCUCGUCCCGAUGAGCAUCACUCCAAAGAUGAUGACUCCAGCUAUCCUCAUAAGCCCGAUGAAAUACAAGGGUCGCCGCUUGACAGCUUUCUGCAGGCUCGUAGACCAUCGAUAUCUUUCAAUCCAACGGUCUCCGUGGAGUCCGGGAACCAAAUCCCGUUGGAAGAACCUCUUUCCAUGGGAGAUACGAAGAACCGUCCACCGCAAAGAUUCGAGUCCCGCAGUUCUGGGCUCCGAAACGCUCUUUCACAAGACGACGACCACGAUCAACACUAUGUGUCUCCCAGUUGGAGUCCUAAACGAUUCCAGGAUCGGGGUUUCCCGACCGGACAAUCCCGACCGCAGCCCUUUACAAAGUCUGAUAAUGGCACAACCAUGAACUCAGAUAUCGACCGCCCGACAUCCCUCACGUCACAGUCGACGGUGUCUCCACUCACGGAUGAAGCUCGAACCCCUCCCGAUGAUUCUAAUCACACGAUACUCUCGCCGUACUGUGUUCCGUCGCCAACUCAGCCUUUUGCAUCGCCCGAGGAUCGCAGCAGCUCUUGGUCUGGAGCUGUCGCUACUCCGUUUGGAAGCAAGCGCAGCUCUACUCUCGACCGCAGUAGCAGUCUCCGGAACUCCACCCGGCAUAGUUCACGGCGAUCAACUAUGUCCAGCGGCAAAUCCCCUGCCAGCAUGUUCCUUUCCAUGUGGAGCAACAGUGAAGAACCCGCCCCGCAGCCCGAUGAUGAAGGCCAAAUGGUCGGAGACGACUACGUUCUCGGAAAGCAAAUCGGCUUCGGUGGCUUCAGUACUGUGAAAGAGGCCUACAAGGCCGAAAAACACGGCGAAACCAAAACACUUGCCGUCAAGAUUGUGAAGAAGCAAAUUGCAGGUCGAAGUGAGCAAGAAAACGACGAAGUGCAAGCGGAGUUUGACCAUGAAGUGCGAGUCUGGCGGUACCUCAGCCACCCGCACGUAUUGACGCUUGAUGCCGUGUACGAAACAGAUUACGCCACGUUUUGCUUCACCAAACUCGCUAUUGGUGGUACGCUCUUUGACUUAGUCCGUCAAAAUCGUGCUGGUCUUGAUACCAAUCUUGCCAAGAAAUAUUCAUACCAACUGGCCUGUGCAAUCCGCUACCUUCACGAAGAUGCUCGAGUUGUUCACCGAGAUAUCAAGCUAGAGAAUUGUCUCCUCGACCCCCUUGCCGACUCUGAUGGCAAGAUAUCUUCAACGCUGGUACUCUGUGAUUUUGGAAUGGCGGAAUGGAUGUCAAUCGACAAUGGCGGCGACUCCCCGGAUCCUUACGAAGACGCAGCUGACCGUCCGCCACCACAACAAAUGGGCCCAGCAGGGUCUAGUACUAGUGUUGCAGGUAGUCUGGAAUAUGCUUCCCCCGAGCUACUUCAGUCAGUCGGCGGUGUCAUUCACCCCUCAGUCGAUAUCUGGGCGUUCGGUGUCAUCGUCUAUGCCGUCGUUGUUGGCUCCCGGCCAUUCCAAGACUCUUUCGCCCCUCGCAUCCAAGCAAAUAUCAUUAGCGGCACUUGGGAUCAAAAUGCUGUAUUUGGCGACACCGCCGAUGGUCCUCUUCGACAAGAUCGCGAGGAUGCCCUCGAGUUGAUCUGUGGGUGCCUUGAAAUGAAUCCCAACAAGCGCUGGACUAUCGCCGAUGUUCUCGAAUGCGCCUGGAUGCGAGAGCUCGCAGAAACGACUGAGACCUCAUCUGAUACCGUAUGGAGGCUUUGA